Molecule: messenger RNA, 612 nt
Organism: Haemonchus placei
Lineage: Eukaryota; Metazoa; Nematoda; Chromadorea; Rhabditida; Trichostrongylidae
Source: the annotation of a GenBank genome assembly
AUGUCGAAAUCUGAUUUGGAGAAAAAAGCCUUCACUAAGAUACCCGAGUACAUGUUAGAGCAGAACAGGCCCUACAGUGCCAUUGAUGUGUUUACCAAUCUGAAGCAGGAAUUCGGAAAAACGUUAGUACUGAAGGUUUUGGAAUCUUCCGUUUCUUCUGGCAUUCUGAAGGACAAAGUGAUAGGAAAACAAAAAAUCUUUUACGCGAAUCAGGACAAACUUGAAAAAUACGACGAAGCUGCCAUCGCUGAUUGUGAUUCAAGAAUUAAUUCGCUUUCUGAGGAAGUGAAGAGUUUGACAGCGAAGUACAAGGAUAUUCAGACUGAAUUGCGAGACUUGAGCAAUGUUAAAACAACUGCAGAAUUGCGUACCCUGACUUCUACUAUCAAGACGAAUAUUGAAAAUAUGAAAGCUCGGAUCACUAAGCUGGAAACGUCAAGAGAUGCAGCAGCAGCGGAGGAUGGUAAACGAGCCCUUCAGGUGGAAUCAGCAAUUUCGAAAAUUGUGCAAAAGCGAAAGCGGCUGGCCACAGACAUGUUGAAUGCUAUAAUGGAGAAUUCGCCGCUUCCUAAACGAGAACUAUUGGAUUCCAUGGGUGUUGAACUAGACUGA